This is a messenger RNA of Hemibagrus wyckioides, 1574 nucleotides long. It is a transcript of the gene dnal4a, whose product is annotated as dynein, axonemal, light chain 4a. Gene Ontology annotation, molecular function: dynein light intermediate chain binding; dynein intermediate chain binding. The transcript is spliced from 4 exons. Gene Ontology annotation, cellular component: dynein complex. Gene Ontology annotation, biological process: microtubule-based process. Lineage: Eukaryota; Metazoa; Chordata; Actinopteri; Siluriformes; Bagridae. Bases 170 to 490 code for a protein of 106 amino acids. The record is from RefSeq and is a predicted model, not a curated record.
UAAUUAGGAAUAAAGUGGACGAUGGAUAUUUUCUCUCUCUGUCAGCGUGCUUGGUUUUUCCACAGACACGACGCCGGAAGUAUUACAAUCACGUGGGUUGUCCUCCUCCGUGGUUGCUAUGGCUGAUUUGUCUCCAUGUCAACGGUAGUUGAAGAAAUAAGAAAUCCAAAUGGCAGAAACAGGAGAAAGUAAAAAAGAAGAGGCGGACUACAAGAGACUACACAGCUUUCCUCUCAUUAGGCACACAGACAUGCCAGAAGAGAUGAGAGUUGAAACCAUGGAGCUCUGUGUCACAGCCUGUGAAAAGUUUGCCACCAAUAACGAGAGUGCAGCUAAGAUGAUAAAGGAGUCCAUGGAUAAGAAGUUUGGGAGUUCCUGGCAUGUGGUAAUCGGAGAGGGUUUUGGAUUUGAGGUGACUCAUGAAGUAAAGAAUCUGUUGUACAUGUUCUUCGGUGGCAGCCUGGCAGUGUGUGUUUGGAAAUGCUCCUGAUCUCAGUCCAGCAUCUUUCCUGUUCAUCCACACACUACCUACUUUUAUAUAUUUAUAUAUACAUGUAUUCACAAUACUGUUUCAGCUAUGCAGAUCUUUUUCUACUUGACCUUUGUGUGCAUGUGUGUUUGUGUAAAGUUUGUAUGUCUGAGAGAAAACCUGACAGUAUAGGCCAUUUAUAGCUCACCUUCUCUACUGUAUUUUUUAUUUUUUUAUUUUAUUUGGCUGUUUUACUUUGAAAGCAGAGGAUCAAGUGGAGUUGAUGUAGAACUUCUUCCUCAGCCUCCACCUCCGGUAUUGACUAAUAAUUACUAAUUGUCUCAGUGAAAGAUGUGGACUGGUAUACGCCAGGGUGAUAAAAAAUGGAUGACACUCCAGCAGUGAGAAUUCGGUUUACGUCUAGUGGAGAGAUUUACGUAACAUUCUGUUGGUCUAUGUGCCGCUAGGUAGCACCGCUGUAAUAAUCGAACCCAGUGUGAUUUUUAAAGUGCAGUUUGUAAUGUGUAAUUGUUUCUCGGCCUGUAAUCACAUAAUUUCAAAGAUACCAUAGAAAAACUGUGAUUUGCAGUAUUGGCAUGGAGUGGAUCGGCUCAUGUCUUUAUCUCAGGCUUCUGUUUACACUUUUCUGGCCCGGAAAUAUGCUCCACCCCCAGCCAGAUCAGAGCUGCUCAGGUCUGCCCUCAUUCCAUGCCUUACGAGGCAGCAGAGGGCUCUAAAAAAAAAUUACAAACUGCUCCUUUAAGAAUAUAUAUUCUGUGUGUUGAUGUGCGAGAGAGAAGAGUGUUUGAUGUCUUCAUGUAACUAUGAAAAAAAAUACCAUCGCAUUCAGUAAUGCUCCUUCCUUUUCCACUUCAGAUUGCUUGUCAUGCAAUCGGUUUCAAAGAGCUUCCUCUGUAUUUUCUUGAUGUUUCUUCUUCUUUUCUUUCUUUCUUUCUUUCUUUCUUUCUUUUUUUUUUUUUUAAAAAAGUUUCACCCUUAUCUCUCACUGUUUUCUUUACUAAACCAGCAUUUCUAUCAAGUCUACCCUGUCUGUUAACUUGAAUACAAGUGUAAAUCUUUUUAAAUAAAUAAAAAUGUCAAUAGA